Messenger RNA from Cyprinodon variegatus (sheepshead minnow), 3506 nucleotides. It is a transcript of the gene fmr1, whose product is annotated as fragile X mental retardation 1. The record is from RefSeq and is a predicted model, not a curated record. Gene Ontology annotation, biological process: regulation of dendritic spine development; anterograde axonal transport; regulation of modification of synaptic structure. Gene Ontology annotation, molecular function: translation regulator activity; protein homodimerization activity; mRNA 3'-UTR binding. Bases 55 to 1596 code for a protein of 513 amino acids. The transcript is spliced from 12 exons. Lineage: Eukaryota; Metazoa; Chordata; Actinopteri; Cyprinodontiformes; Cyprinodontidae. Gene Ontology annotation, cellular component: neuronal cell body; growth cone; dendritic filopodium.
UACUCCAGGGCGAACGACAAAGAGCCCUGUGGAUGGUGGCUGGCCAAGGUUCGCAUGGUCAAAGGAGAGUUUUAUGUGAUCGAGUAUGCUGCAUGCGACGCCACGUUGAACGAGAUCGUGACGCUGGAGCGGCUACGGCCAGUGAACCCUAAUAAACCGGCCACCAAAAGCACCUUCAUUAAGAUCAGGCUGGAUGUUCCUGAAGACCUGCGACAGAUGUGCUCCAAGGAGUCGGCGCACAAAGACUUUAAGAAGGCCAUCAGAGCGUUCAGCGUCACCUUCGACUCUGAGAAGAAGCAGCUGGUCAUCUUGUCGGUGAACGAGGUCACGACGAAGAGGGCCGGUAUGAUGAGCGACAUGCACUUCCGCAGCCUCCGCACCAAACUGUCGCUCAUGAUGCGCAACGAGGAGGCCAACAGGCAGCUGGAGAGCUCCAGACAGCUGGCGUCUCGGUUUCAUGAACAGUUUGCGGUUCGGGAUGAUCUAAUGGGUCUGGCCAUCGGGACUCAUGGAGCCAACAUUCAGCAAGCGCGUAAAGUUCCUGGAGUCACUAACAUCGACCUGGAUGAGGAGACCUGUACCUUCCACAUAUAUGGGGAGGACCAGGAUGCUGUCCGAAUAGCCAGGACUUACCUGGAGUUUUCCGAAGAUGUCAUCAAGGUUCCCCGGAACUUAGUCGGAAAGGUGAUCGGGAAGAACGGCAAGCUGAUCCAGGAGGUGGUUGAUAAAUCUGGUGUGGUCAGAGUUCGAAUCGAGCCGGAGAACGACAAAAAGCCCUCAGCGGCGGCGGCAGCAGAUGAGGGAAUGGUGCCAUUUGUGUUUGUUGGGACCAAGGAAAGUAUUUCCAACGCCACCGUGCUCCUGGACUAUCACCUCAACUACCUUAAGGAGGUGGAUCAGCUGCGCAUGGAGCGCCUUCAGAUUGACGAGCAGCUGAGACAGAUAGGAGGGGGAGGCGGAGGAGGGGGAACGGGUCCCAGAAACCCCAAAGACAAAUCCUAUGUGUUUGAUAAUGGGAUGGGGAUGGGCAGAGGAGCAGGAGGAGGCGGAAAGCCCUACGCAGGAGGAAGAGGUGGACGAGGCCGGAGAGGUGGGGGGGCACCGUUCACGUCAGGAACCAACUCAGAGGCUUCCAAUGCUUCAGAGACGGAGUCCGAUCACAGGGAGGAGCUGAGCGACUGGUCCCUGGCUCCCACUGAGGAGCUCGUAGGAGGCGGGUCCCUGCCCAGACGGACAGAUGGGAGACGGCGAGGCGGGGGCGGAGGUCUGAGGGGGCGUGGAGGCAGGGGGAGAGGAGGGGGAGGAUAUAAAGGUGAUGACAUGCAGUGGGGAGACCCGAGACCUCGACACGUCCGAGACUCUAAGCCGAGAGGCCAAGAAGAAACUCUACAGAUUCGUGUCGACGGAAACAACGAGCGCAGCGUGCAGCAUUCGUCAGCUGGCCGAGGAGGAGGAGCAGCGCAUCCUUCGUCUCAGGGCGCCAUCGGCCUCGGAGGGGAGGGCCAGCCCCGCCAUCAUCACCAGAGACCCAUGAGGGAUCGAGGGAUAAAAAAGGACAAACAGGACGCUCCUGCACUGGUGAACGGAGUGUCGUAGAUGCAGCGAUGGAGGACCCCUGUCACACACACACCCUCACACACACACACACACACACAGAGGCAACUUCUACACCAUCUCUGGCGUUUCUCUUUUUCCUGCCUUCAUCACACUGAGGAGGACUGAUAUUUCCAUCAGCAUGGAGACAUUUAGUGAAUCCCUACAGCAGAGCUGGUCUGGUUUCUGCUGGUUCGCUUCGUUCCCGUUUGGCGUCGUCUCCUGUUUACUGUGGAGUAAAGGAAGCCUGACGGUUUUGGACUCGAGGAACAGAAGAAGUCCGUUUUCUGUCAAAGAGGAGCUCCUUUUCACUCCAAAGGAGAUCACACAAAAACCUUUUUGUUUCUUUCUAUCCCCAGGCUCACUCACACACAAACGGAAACGAUGACAGCAGAAAUCUAUGGAAAUAGCAGUAGCCGUCAGGCUAGGCUCCUACUGCGUAAGAUGGGAGGCUAACCGUAGAGAUGAUCCAGGUCUUUGUGGUCUACAUUGUUCUCCCGGUGCAGAAAUCAGUUUGGUCAUUCAAAACUCCAAAAACCAAUAUUUUUCAGUCAGCUGCAACACGAGCCCGGACGUAUCAUAAGCAGAGAUUUUUCAGGCGUUGCCCCAAAUAACGCGUACACCGUGGGAGGCGCGUGGUUGUGGGAAAAUGUUCACAGAUGGCACUUUAAUUUUAUUUUCUACCUUUUCACACUGAAAUACAAAAAGAAAAGAGGUAUGCACUCCUGAAUUAAAGCUCUACAUCAGGCUGUGGUUUAAACGGCAUGAAUUAUAAAAAAAAAAAAGAAAAAAAAAGUCAACCCCGUUCUGAAGCAAACAGACUUAAAUCGGGGGCACUUUGGUGUAAAUCAUUUGGUUUCAAAAAGGAAACUAAGACCCAGCUGGACGGUUAGCUCCAAAACGUCUGGUUGUACUACGUCAAUAAAAAAAGAGAAAAAAAAAGCUGACAUGAGAUAAAAAGGUUAAACCACUGACUGGACGGCUCCAGCCUGUAAAGGACGAUACUCAGACAGCAGCAGCAGCCCUGUCCUGCUGUUGGUCCAACUGCACUGAUUCACAAGUUGGUCUUCUAACCUGCAUUUACGCUCUAGUCCCAGCGAACUAGUAGGUAAAAUAUCUACAAAGAAACCAGUCCUCUUGUUUUACUGAUAACUCCAUCAACUAUUCAUUUCCAAAUCUUCUAGAUGAACUCAGUCGUUUUGUUUUAGGUCUUACCUCCCCCUCCCCUCUGCUUGUUUAGACUCUUUCCUUCCUAUUUAUCUUUUCUUAGAUCAUCACAUCUUGGCUGCGUUUUGUAAAUGAGGACUCAAACGAGACAUUUUCUCUGAGCUUUGAGACGGUCAGUGAAGCAGUCAUUAUGUGCCUGUAAGUUUCAGAAACUGUGAGCUUCUUUUGUUUUGUUUUUUCUUUGAUGAUGAGGCUCCUUUAUGACGGUGCCUUGGCCUUUUCUUCCUUUUUUUGUCUGUAAAAUUAGUUAAUGUUAAGGCAACAGUCAUCAGCAUAUUGACAUGUAAUGACGAUUCUCUGAUUCUCUAUGGCUGUUUAUAAAUUAAAGAAGUCCCCUCUUGUUUUUUUUUUUUGUUUUUUGUUUUUCAAUAAUCAAAACAAUACUGAUAGAUUUGAACAGUAAUCUGAUGCAUUUAUGUUUUUUUCUUUGUUUUUUUUUUGGUGAAUGGUUUACAUGGAAGGGAUCAGUACAGUUUAGUUGGCGAGAAGCUUUAAAAGUUCGUAUUUGCUGCGAUCUCUUCUAUUAAGUCCUCUGUUAAAACUGACUGUAAUAAUGGAAAUGAGCAAAUAUGGAGAAAAUCUGGGAUCUGAUUAGAAAAAACAUACAAUAAAAAAUAAACCUCUGUAUCUAAACAGUACGGAAGAGGAUUAGGGCCACUGAAAAAAUAAAAAAGGUGAACUGAUUU